AAGAGUAAAAAGAAAUUUUUUUUUUUUUUUUAAUAUUCAUCUUCUUUUUCUCACGUCUCUUUCUUUUGUAGCCAUCUCUGUUUCUCUUCUUUUCUCCUCUCUUUACGCUUUCUUUUCUUUAUUUGAAACCCUUGUAACAAUCUCGCAUCAGUUUCAGUUUGAAGAAAAAAAGGGGAAAAUUCUCAUUCGGAAUUUUGAUCUUUACCUCAAUCACGGAGCUUAGAUCUAAAUUUCUAACUUAUCAGGAACUAUGUCUUUUGCACGGAGUUACCAUUCACAAGGUGGCACUCUCCAUGAUGAUCGUUGGCACUCUCACAAUAGAAACAACUACAAUAACAGGAACCGAAGUAUGAACACACAAAGGAACAAUAACAAUAACCAUAAUUGGAAUUAUAAUCAUUUCCAUGACAAAUUCAGAGACCAUAUUAACAACAACAACAACAACAACAACAAUAACAACAAUUACAACAACCCCUCUCAUGGUGCUCCAUCAUUGAAAAGGAGAAAAUUUAGUGCUGGUUCCUGGGGAGAUGGUGGGAGGCAUCUUGCACAGCCCAUUACAUAUGAAAGUGCAGCUGCUCCUUCAACCUACAAUAAUUCUGUGCCUCCUAUGCGGUCAAAUGCUGAGACAUCCACAUCUACAUGCUGCAAACGUGACCGCUCAAAAUUGGAAGAUGAUGAACCAGUGUUUAUGUCAAGAGAUGAGAUUGAGAGACACUCGCCAUCAAGAAAAGAUGGUAUUGAUGCACUGCGUGAAACACAUUUGCGGUAUUCUUAUUGUGCAUUCCUUCAGAACCUUGGAUUACAGCUUGAGUUGCCACAAACCACUAUAGGUACUGCCAUGGUUUUGUGUCAUCGGUUUUUUGUUCGAAGAUCGCAUGCUUGCUAUGACAGAUUUUUAAUUGCUACUGCUGCUCUUUUUCUUGCUUCAAAGUCUGAGGAGACACCACGCCCUUUGAACAAUGUACUGAGAGCAUCUUGUGAGAUUUUCCACAAGCAAGACAUGACUUUUUUAUCAUGCCUGCUUCCUGUUGAUUGGUUUGAACAGUACCGGGAGCGUGUGAUUGAGGCUGAACAAAUGAUACUGACAACUCUAAAUUUUGAACUUAACGUGCAGCAUCCAUAUGCCCCUCUUACUUCUGUCCUUGACAAAUUAGGGUUUUCCCAUACUAUUAUGGUGAAUCUGGCAUUAAACUUGGUCAGUGAAGGAUUUCACUGGUGAGUGUUCAAUCUCAAGCUUUGAACACUUGUUGAGGUUCCGUGGUACUUGGUCCAUGGAGGAGGAUGUGCUGGGUUUCUUCUUGUACACUUUUGGUGUAAAACUGUGUAAUAGUCGUGUCAAUAAUUUUCUUCUUUCGAUCACCUACUCUAGCUGUAAUUCUGGAAUGGGAUAUUGAUUCUUUUGGAAUGCAUAUAAUUGCAGGGUAUACACAAGAUUAACGUGCUUGUUAGCCGGCGGAUUGAUAUGCUGUGCAUGGAAAGUUUUUUUUAAACCUCUGAAGUUGAACUGCUGAUAUGUGUGGGUCACAUAACUCUGGUUAUAUUCCCCAUCAACCUGGUUAUCUGCACAAAAGAUAGCCUCAGAACCUCCAAAACCAUUUUUGCAAAAAUUUUUCCCCUUUUUCCGUAAUUUUUUUUUUUUUUUGAAUGAUUCAUCUGGCCUCUGUAGACAAACUUCUAGUUUGUGAGACAUGGUUACAUGUCCCACAGGUAUCACUUCACACUGAUUGGGGGAAUUCCAUUGUCUUGGCUUAGAUCAAAGACUCUGUAGGAUCUCUUUUGCUCCCCUCAAUUAUUUUUUAGCAGACAUAUCCGUAAAGGAUCUGUGCCAGUUGUGUUUCUAACAUGUGUGUAUAAUUGUAAGUUUUAUUGUAAUACAAUUUCAGGUAUGUUUGCAGUUGCAGCUGUACUUUCAAAAUCUUUUAUAGAACAAUGCGAUUUUUUAGUCAA
Molecule: messenger RNA, 1950 nt
Organism: Jatropha curcas
Lineage: Eukaryota; Viridiplantae; Streptophyta; Magnoliopsida; Malpighiales; Euphorbiaceae
Product: cyclin-T1-5
Biological process (GO): regulation of transcription by RNA polymerase II
Molecular function (GO): cyclin-dependent protein serine/threonine kinase regulator activity
Source: RefSeq, a predicted model, not a curated record